AUGGUAUCUGACCGAGGAACACAAUUUGUUGGGGAAUUCUGGAGGUCCCUUUGCAAUCGUUUGGAAAUAUCGCCAAAGUUCUCUACAGCAUUUCACCCCCAGACGGACGGACAAACGGAAAGAAUUAAUGCUGUGAUGGAACAAUAUCUUCGAAGUUAUGUUUCUUAUCAACAGGACGAUUGGGUUCGAUGGUUGCCAAUGGCCGAGUUUGCAACAAACAACCAUGCUUCUGAAACGACGAGAAUUUCUCCAUUUUAUGCCAACUCGGGGAGGAAUCCAAGAAUGACUUUUGGUCCCUUGGAACAUGGUAGGACGAUAGCGGAGGAUCAGGCUAACAGUAUUGCAAGGAAGAUGAAGGAUAUAUUAGAUUUCCUAAAGGAUGAACUAUUUCGAGCGCAAAGAAUUCAGGAAGAAUCGGCCAAUAUACGUCGAACCCCAGCACCUCACUAUCGUGUGGGGGAUAAAGUUUUCUUAUCGACCCACCAUGUCCUUACCAAACGACCGUCGAAGAAACUCGAUUGGAAGCGUAUUGGGCCGUAUGCCAUUAAGCGAAUCGUUAAUCCCUAUGCCUACGAGCUGGAACUUCCCCGGUCUAUGAAGGUUCAUCCCGUAUUCCAUGUCUCUUUAUUGUCAUCUGCAGCAAAUGAUGCUUUACCAGGACAACAACAGUUACCACCACCGCCGGUCGAAGUUGAAGGACAGGAGGAGUGGGAAGUCGAGGAUAUUUUGGAUUCCAGGGAUCGUUGGGGAAGAUUUGAAUACUUGGUUAAGUAUGCCGGUUAUUAUGAAGCUUCGUGGCAGCCAUUGUCGGAUGUCGAACAUUCGCCCGAUAUUGUCAAACGAUUUCACAAACGAUAUCCAUGGAAGCCUAAGCCUACCAGGAGGUAG
Molecule: messenger RNA, 888 nt
Organism: Morchella sextelata
Lineage: Eukaryota; Fungi; Ascomycota; Pezizomycetes; Pezizales; Morchellaceae
Exons: 1
Coding region: 1-888 (295 amino acids)
Biological process (GO): DNA integration
Molecular function (GO): nucleic acid binding
Source: RefSeq, a predicted model, not a curated record